AUGUUUGGGAGGACGCCAAGACUGCCUGUUGACAUAGUCUUUGGCUCUGUCAUAGAGAACCCAGAAGUUGUCGACUAUGACCAGUUUGUUCAGUCUUUGAGGAGAGAUCUGAAAGAAGCCAUGAAUACAGCACAGGCAUCUGCAGCGAAGCAGUUGAAGAGGCAUGCUGACCUUUAUGACAGAAGAGUCAGAGGAGCACCAGUGGAGAUUGGUGAUCGAGUGUUGCUGGCUAACAAGGGGGAGCGGGGAAAGCGGAAGCUCGCUGACCGUUGGGAGGAUACUGUCUACCUUGUCACUGGGUUGAAUGCUGACAGCCACACUUUUAAGAUUCAGAACAGCUCCACUGGACGGGAGAAGACGGUACAUCGCAACCUGAUAAUGCCAGUCAACUUCCUUCCUCUUCCCCAUGCUGCCGUUGAUGAGGGAACAGACAUGUCUGGAUUAACAGAGUCUGAGGGCAUGAAUGACAGCCUUAUGGUCUCAGCUGCCAUGGACACUGCAGUGGAUGAUGAUGCUGAGUACAGAACAAGAGUGUGGGUGUCAGAAUUGCCUUCUGAAGGAACAGGUGACACAAGCCUGGAGGGUGAUGCGCGAUCCUUGGAUGCUCAGGAUAUUCCACCUUUGGAUUCGGUGGGAGAUAUACUGCAGCUGGAAGGUCUGCCUCGGUCAGAGUGUCUUCAAGAAUCUGACCGAGACCGUAACAGUGUAGUGUCUCCAGGUAAGGCCAAUGUGAAUGUACAGUGGGAUGAGGGCUCAGAGCAGACUGCCCCUACUGUGCCUGUUCGCGUCGUCUUCGUCUUGGUGGUCCAUGGCAGAGCGUCUCGGCAGUUCCAACGCCUGUUCAAGGCCAUCUACCAUACCUCACACUACUACUAUAUACAUGUAGACCAGCGUUCCAACUACCUCCACAGACAGGUGGGGGCUCUAGCGAGCCAGUAUUCCAACGUCCGUGUUACUUCCUGGAGGAUGUCCACCAUUUGGGGCGGGGCGAGCUUGCUCACCAUGUACCUGCGUAGCAUGGACGACCUUCUCAAGAUGGCCGACUGGAAUUGGGACUUCUUCAUCAACCUCAGUGGAGCCGACUACCCUAUCAGGACCAAUGAACAGCUGGUGGGCUUCCUGACAAAGUACCGGGACAUGAACUUCAUCAAAUCCCACGGCAGAGACAACACACGGUUCAUCCGUAAGCAGGGUCUGGACCGGCUCUUCUUCGAGUGUGACACACACAUGUGGCGCCUAGGCGACCGCAAGAUCCCAGAAGGCAUUGCGGUGGACGGAGGUUCCGAUUGGUUCCUUCUGAACCGCAUGUUUGUGGAUUACGUCAUCAACUCUGAAGAUGAGCUGGUCGUCAGCAUGAAGCGCUUCUACGCAUACACACUGCUGCCUGCCGAGUCGUUCUUCCACACAGUACUAGAGAACAGUGCUCACUGUGAGAGUAUGGUGGACAACAACCUGCGUAUCACCAACUGGAACAGGAAGCUGGGCUGUAAGUGUCAGUACAAACACAUAGUGGACUGGUGUGGCUGCUCCCCCAACGACUUCAAACCUCCUGACCUGCCACGCUUUCAGCAAACGUCCAGGCCUACGUUUUUCGCCCGUAAAUUUGAGGCUACUGUGAACCAGGAGAUUGUUACCCAGCUGGACAGCUUCCUGUUUGGACCUUAUCCACAGGAGACCCCAGGGCUCCAGUCGUACUGGGAGAAUGUGUACGAGGAGAUGGACAGCGUAGCCAGCCUAUCAGACAGCCAGCUCACUCACUACCACGCCUUCACACGCAUGGGCCUAUCACGGGCCGCCACGUCACUGCAGGGCCACCCUGACAACAACAGCUGCAGGUAUAUCUCCAGGGGCCACCCGGUGUCUGUCCAUUUGUACUUCCUGUCAGACGUGUUCCAAGGCUACCUGGUUUGUCAAAAUGCUAGUAACCUAGCAACCAGCCAGCUAGAGACCCUAGAGACUUGGGUCUCCCAUAGCAACCACUUCACCCUGGCCCCGACAACCAACACACUCAACAGACUACAGUUUGCAGAGGUGGGUUCAGACUGGGACGCCAAAGAGAGAAUCUUCAGGAACUUCGGAAGCCUCCUGGGCCCCACGGAGGAGCCGGUUGCCAUGCAACGCUGGGGCCGGGGACAGAACGUCACGGUAACCGUCGUCUGGGUGGAUCCCACCAACGUCAUAGCCGCCACGUACGACAUCCUGGUGGACGGCGGGACAGAGUACACACACUACCGGCCCCCGUUAACCGUGCCAUUACGACCCGGCGUGUGGACGCUGCGUGUGUUGCAUCACUGGAACCUGCUGGCCUCCACCAGCUUUGUGGUUUCACCUCUGGAGUACCACGACCAGCAGCCUAUACGCCAGGAAGACACAGUGAAGCUCCACAGCGGCCCGGUCCGUAACUCUUACAUGGAGCAGAGUUUCCACGGCCUCAACCCCAUCCUCAACCUCCCUGUGCACCUGGGACAGGUGGAGGAGGCGGAGUUUAAAGCAUCACUGACAGGGGCGGAGCUCCAGAGCUGGGUGGACCAUCUCCUGGCAGGGGUGUGGUCUGCAGCGGACGUGUGUUCUCAGGGUCCUAGCUCCUGUCCCGUUAUGCAGCGGUGUCGGGAGACGGGAUGGAGCACGCUCAGUCCCGACCCAAAGUCUGAUCUGGGCCCCCCCAGAGGGAACGGACGGAUUAGGUAG
Salvelinus namaycush (lake trout) is the source of this 2688-nucleotide messenger RNA. RefSeq names its product xylosyltransferase 1-like. Gene Ontology annotation, biological process: heparan sulfate proteoglycan biosynthetic process; chondroitin sulfate proteoglycan biosynthetic process. The transcript has 11 exons. Bases 1 to 2688 code for a protein of 895 amino acids. Gene Ontology annotation, cellular component: membrane. Gene Ontology annotation, molecular function: protein xylosyltransferase activity. Lineage: Eukaryota; Metazoa; Chordata; Actinopteri; Salmoniformes; Salmonidae. The record is from RefSeq and is a predicted model, not a curated record.